AAAGGCCUAAGCCAUAAAUUAUCAUAUCUGGGCCUUGAUGUUCUUUUUUUAAUCAAUUUUCUUUGAUCCUGGUAGAGGGAAACCAUGGCAUCUUGUGGUGAAGAAGUCUUUUCUUUCAUGAGGCUUGCUCUGAACCAGGCAAAGCUUGCCUUGGAUAGCCUUGAAGUACCAGUAGGCUGUGUCAUUGUAGAGGACGGCGAGGUCAUUGCUUGGGGAAGGAACAGGACCACAGAGACUAGAAAUGGCACACGGCACGCGGAGAUGGAAGCCAUUGAUUCUUUACUUGAGAAUUGGAAGAAGAAUGGGCUUUCGCCAGGUGAGGUCUCCUUGAGAUUCUCAAAAUGCACCCUCUAUGUGACUUGCGAGCCCUGUAUAAUGUGUGCUGCGGCACUGUCUUACAUUGGUGUCAGAGAAGUAUAUUACGGUUGCCCGAACGAUAAAUUUGGGGGUUGUGGGUCCAUACUGCCGCUGCACGCCGGAGGAGAUGGUGGCGGCGCUAAGAAGGGGUUUGGGUGUGUGGGAGGCGUAAUGGCAUCUGAAGCAGUGUCUCUUCUGCGCAGUUUCUACGAACAGGGGAAUCCAAACGCUCCCAAGCCUCAUAGGCUGCUGAAGGGGAAAAACACUUCUUGUUGAAUCAUGCCAUAUAAGAUUUGGCUUAAUGUGUGUGUGUGUGUGUGUUUUCUACCUUUUGGGGAGGUUUUGAUGCUUUGUUCUUGGAUGGUUUUUGUUUGAAAUUGUAAUGUGCUUUUGAAUAUUAGUCCCUUUGUGAUUUGUUUCCCUCAAGUACUUGGGCUAGUUUGAGAAUAACGUUGUUUAAUCAGCGUUAGUAUUUAUUUUGAUAGUUUUUUAUGAUGCAGAUUAAUCUGAAAAUUCUAAAACCACAUAUUGCUUUUAGAUCGUACGGAGUAUUUUCAAAAAAAAAUGAAAAAGAAAUGCUGGACGUUGAA
Cuscuta campestris is the source of this 947-nucleotide messenger RNA. Lineage: Eukaryota; Viridiplantae; Streptophyta; Magnoliopsida; Solanales; Convolvulaceae. The record is from the annotation of a GenBank genome assembly.